UGCUCUAAUGCUCAGUCCUGCUCUCUCCCCUACAGUGUGAGAGAAAAGUACAGCUUGUGAAUGCGAGUACACAAGAAGUGGGAUCCGUCUUUCUCACUCAGCGAUAGAACGAUUUUUGACCCUUGGAGUGCCGAUCUCGGUUUUCGUUUCCCCAUUCUACCCCCUACGGCCUUCUCCUCUCUCUCUCUCUCAGAGUCUUAUCAGAGAGUUUUCGUAAUAUUCUUCUGGCAACAAAUGAGAGGGCGUCGAAGUCCUCAGUUGCUUCCAAGUUUCCAGUCUAUAAUAACUUAAAUAUCUUCACUUUGGCUCCUCCUCUUCAUUCUACAUAUGUAUGUCUAGAUUCGCUUUUCCAGCAGUAGCAACAGCAUCGACUUCUUAACCAUGGCUUGGCCUCCUCCCUUUACUUCUUUUUGUUCAUACUUACUAUUCGUUUUCUUUUUCGGUUUGGGGUCCCGGAUCUGUUAUGGAUUCGACAUCCACCACCGCUUCUCCGAUCCCGUUAAGGGAUUUCUCGGCCUCGAUGACCUCCCGGAGAAGGGAAGCUUGGACUACUACGUUGUCAUGGCCCACCGUGACCGCUUAAUUCGCGCCCGUCACCUCGCCGCCAGCUACGGCCAGUCCUCGCCACUCACUUUCGCCAACGGAAACGACACUCUCUUUAUCGGCACUUUGGGAUUUUUGCAUUACGCCAAUGUUUCUGUGGGGACACCAAGUUUAUCCUUUUUGGUGGCAUUAGACACAGGCAGUAAUUUGUUCUGGCUACCAUGCGAUUGUAAGAAAGAUGGCUGCGUUACUGGCUUGCAGACAUCAUCUGGAAUUCAGGAAAUAAAACUCAACAUCUACAGCCCUAAUAAUUCAUCAACAAGUGAAAAAUUAUCCAGCGGCAGCACCCUGUGCAGACCAAGUGAUCAAUGGUCUUCAGCAAGUAGUAAUUGUGGUUAUAAAAUUGUGUAUCUUUCUAACAAUACUUCAUCUACUGGGAUCUUGGUAGAGGAUGUUUUACGCUUAGUUACAGAUGAUGAUCAAUCAAAAGCUGUUGACGCUCGGAUUACAUUUGGUUGUGGUCAAAAUCAGACUGGUACUUUUUUGAUGGGUGCAGCACCAAACGGUCUGUUUGGGCUUGGCAUGCAAGAUAUAUCCAUACCUAGCAUCUUAGCAAAAAAUAGGCUAGCUUCAAAUUCCUUUGCAUUGUGUUUUGGACUUGAUGGGGUUGGGAGAAUCAAUUUUGGAUUUAAUGGCAGCUCAGACCAAAGUGAAACACCAUUCAAUGUUCGGCAAUCACAUCCAUCUUAUAACAUCAGCAUCACUCGAAUAACUGUGGGAAGCAAUUCUUCUGAGCUGGAGUUCAGUGCCAUCUUUGACUCUGGUACAGCUUUCACACACCUAAGUGACCCGGCUUAUACUUUUAUUUCUGAGAGUUUCAAUUCCAAGGUUGAAGAAAAGCGGCAUUCACCUGAUUCUGUGAUCCCCUUUGAAUACUGUUAUGAAUUACGUGCAAACCACAGCAACUUUAAAAAAAUCCCUAGUAUGAAUCUGACAAUGAAAGGCGGAGACGACUAUUUUGUCAAACAUCCAACUGCAUUGAUCCCAACUCCGGAGGGUGGAUAUUUGUAUUGUCUGGCUCUUCUCAAAAGUGAAGAUAUAAACAUCAUAGGACAAAACUUCAUGAUUGGUUAUCAUGUAGUUUUUGAUCGUGAGAAGAUGAUAUUAGGUUGGAAGGACUCAAACUGUUACAAUGAUGAGAGUUCUAACACUCUACCCAUCAGCCCAGCACCAUCUUCUGUGGUUUCCCCUGUUCUUCCUGUUAUCCCAGUAACCACGGAAGGCAAUGGAAACAAUUCUCAUACGCCUGCGGCAGCACCAUCCAGUUAUUCACCCAAGUUGAAGUCUUUUACUUACACAGUCACAAUUCUUCUUCUUUCUAUUUUUGUUAUUGUUUGAUCACUUUCCUUAUUUUGUGAGACUCCCCCAACCGGUGUACUAUAUAAAUAUAUACAUAUACUAGUCUUCAUUGUAUUUCUUUUUUAUUUUUUACACUAUAGGCUAUAUAAGAAUCGGAAGGUCAGUUGGUGCCCUACUUUUUAAUGUUCGGUAGCAUUAAUUGGAGCAUUGGGUUGCAAGUAACAUGGUAAAGAUAUUUGUAAUUAGUAUAAGUAGAAACCAAUUCAGGCUGAAAUAUUGGAAAUCUCUGCAGCCUAUACUCUGUGAUAAACAAUAAAACUGCGAUGCUGCUCAUGUACAUUAUUUUUCUUGAAAUUGUGCGGACAAUUUAAUGUUGUGUUGAUUAUAAUAUGAAGUUAUUAUGGUGUGUAAGAAA
This is a messenger RNA of Carya illinoinensis, 2317 nucleotides long. Its product is annotated as aspartyl protease family protein 1-like. Lineage: Eukaryota; Viridiplantae; Streptophyta; Magnoliopsida; Fagales; Juglandaceae. Bases 382 to 1941 code for a protein of 519 amino acids. Gene Ontology annotation, biological process: proteolysis. The record is from RefSeq and is a predicted model, not a curated record. Gene Ontology annotation, molecular function: aspartic-type endopeptidase activity. The transcript is spliced from 10 exons.